Molecule: messenger RNA, 3770 nt
Organism: Aethalodelphis obliquidens (Pacific white-sided dolphin)
Lineage: Eukaryota; Metazoa; Chordata; Mammalia; Artiodactyla; Delphinidae
Gene: INPP5A
Product: inositol polyphosphate-5-phosphatase A
Exons: 14
Coding region: 255-1598 (447 amino acids)
Biological process (GO): phosphatidylinositol dephosphorylation
Molecular function (GO): inositol-polyphosphate 5-phosphatase activity
Source: RefSeq, a predicted model, not a curated record
GCGGCGGCGCUGCGGGAGCUCCGGCGGCCGCGAUCCUAAUGGCUGCGCGCGGGCCGCGCUGAGCGCGGGCGGAGAGCGACGGGCGUGGGGCUGCGGAGAGCGAGAGCGAGCGCGGCCGGACCCUGGCCAGGCCCCGCCCGACCGGCCGAGCCCGCGAUGCGCCCCGGGGUCUCCCCCCGGCGCAGCUGACGCCGCGGCCCGCGGAGACCCCGGCCGGUCGGCCCCGAAGAGCGGCCACCCCGGCCCAGGCCGCGAUGGCGGGGAAGGCAGCCGCCCCGGGCACCGCGGUGCUGCUGGUCACGGCCAACGUGGGCUCGCUCUUCGACGACCCAGAAAACCUCCAGAAGAACUGGCUGCGGGAAUUUUAUCAGGUCGUGCACACGCACAGGCCGCACUUCCUGGCCCUGCACUGCCAGGAGUUCGGAGGGAAGAACUAUGAAGCCUCCAUGUCGCACGUGGACAAGUUCGUCAGAGAGCUGCUGUCCGGUGAUGCGAUGAAAGAGUAUAACAGGGCGCGGGUCUACCUGGAUGAAAACUACGAGUCCCAGGAACACUUCACGGCACUAGGAAGCUUUUACUUUCUUCACGAAUCCUUAAAAAACAUCUCCCAGUUUGACUUUAAAGCCAAGAAGUAUAAAAAAGUCACUGGUAAGGAGAUCUACUCAGACACGCUGGAGAGCACGCCCAUGCUGGAGAAAGAGAAGUUUCCGCAGGACUACUUCCCCGAGUGCAAGUGGUCGAGGAAAGGCUUCAUCCGGACGAGGUGGUGCCUUGCGGACUGUGCCUUCGACUUGGUGAACAUCCAUCUUUUCCACGAUGCUUCCAACCUGGUUGCCUGGGAGACCAGCCCUUCUGUGUACUCGGGGAUCCGGCACAAGGCCCUGGGCUACGUGCUCGACAGAAUCAUUGACCAGCGAUUCGAGAAAGCGUCCUACUUUGUCUUUGGCGAUUUCAACUUCCGACUGGAUUCCAAGUCCGUGGUGGAGACUCUCUGCACAAAGGCCACGAUGCAGACCGUCCGGGCCGCCGACACCAACGAGGUCGUGAAGCUGAUAUUCCGAGAGUCGGACAACGACCGGAAGGUGAUGCUCCAGCUCGAGAAGAAGCUCUUCGACUACUUCAACCAGGAGGUCUUCCGGGACGACAACGGCACUGCGCUCUUAGAAUUUGACAAAGAGCUGUCUGUCUUUAAGGACAGACUGUAUGAACUGGACAUCUCGUUCCCUCCCAGCUACCCAUACAGUGAGGACUCCAGCCAGGGCAGGCAGUACAUGAACACCCGGUGCCCCGCCUGGUGUGACCGUGUCCUUAUGUCCCCGUCCGCCAAGGAGCUGAUUCUGAGGUCGGAGAGCGAGGAGAAGGUUGUCACCUACGACCACAUCGGGCCCAGUGUCUGCAUGGGAGACCACAAGGUGACAGAGCCGUGCCGCGGUCUGGGGGCUGGGCCCGAGGGGCGGGCCGUGGUGGGCUUUCCAGGCUGGGGGCCGUUUCUGCUUCUACUGCCCCUCUUCUCCGCCUCCUUCGUCUGCUUCACAGAGGAGGCCAAGUUGGUCUGUUUUUAUUUAACUUUAAUAAAAUACCAGAAGGUAGGCAGGUAGGGGCUAGACAGGCAGGUAGAUGAGAAGGCAGAAGUGACUGGUCACAGGAGGAUAAACUGCGCAGUGUUACUGUUUGUAGAAGGAGGCUGUGUCCACCGCUGGCCGGUUCUGGGGGCCGUUUCCUGCACUCAAGUACCUUCCUGGCUCCUGAUGGCGACCGCCCACCACCAGUGCGGGCGGGACACGGGCGUGUCACCGACCCAGUGCCUCGGGGGAAACACCGAGUAUUUGUUCCGGGACUAACUUUGUACAUGUGACUGGCCCGGGCCCCUCCGAGGGGCGUGUGGUGACGGGUCGUGUGUCACCAUCAGCCACGUGAGAGACGUUCACCGUUUCCCAUUUUCAGGGCCUCUGGGCGGGUCGCCCACACUGCCCAGUGGGCCGGAUCCCAGGACGGGCUCUGUCCUUCCCCGUGUUCUUUGGGCCUGAAAUCAGCUCUCACGUUGUCUUUAUCUGGAAACAACACCGUCUUUAGAGAACGCGAAGGCCCUUUGCCUCUAGCCUCUGGUCGCCCAGUCCCACCAGCUCCUCGGGAACUGGGGCCCGGCGCUGGGCCUGCGGGCCGCGGCCGGGAAGCCCGGGAGCGGGGUCUGGGCGCCCGGUUCUGACAGCCUCUCUUCUCCCGCUGCAGCCCGUGUUCCUGGCCUUCCGCAUGGCGCCCGGGGCAGGUAAACCUCACGCACGUGUGCACAAGUGUUGUGUGGUGCAGUGAACUGGUGGUAAAUAUGCCUCCUCCCUCGAGUUCACCUUUCUGAGCUUUUUGUGGUGUGUCUGUCCCCUUAACAAAUGGCUGAUUCCACGGCAGGGAAGCGAUGCCAGCGCCACGAGGGGACCCCCGGCGAGACCUCCCUGCAGCACGAGGAGCCACGUGCUCUGACAGCUGCAUCGACAGACCCGCCUGAGCGCCACUGCUAGACGGCCGGCCCCACACGUCGCUUCAGCCCGGACGGCGCUCCGGACAAGCCUCACAUACCUCACUGUCGUGUCUGCUCGUGUGACAUCAAGUAGAAACAUUGGGAUUUUUUAAAUAAGUCACAGUCCUGUUGCCAAAACUCUAAUAGACAGCAAAGAGAUUCUGCAUUUUAGACUUCACGGUUUUCGAUUUUUAAUCAUUGUCAGCGUGGAGGAGCUUCUCCGGCGUAGAAACCCCACAGGGCUCGGAGUCCUCUCCGUGGCGGGGCGGCCGAGGCUCUGCCGGCCAGCGGCGUGGCCUCGCUCUCACUUCUGGGGGCCCCUGUUCCCUGUUAGUCACAUGGUUUCUGAAUCACACUGCGGCUGCUUUCCAUUUUUAUAUAUAUAAAUAUAUAUAAAUAUAUACUUUUUAAAAAUAAUUUAUAAACCUUACCAAAACUUACGCUAAAUAUACUUUCCAGUAUGAACGCUUGAGUGUCAUAUCAGCAGGUAGAAUUGGCGUCUAGGGGUUUGGUUACAUGCACGUCAACACACAAGGCUAUAAAACAAGUACUACGACCCAGCAGAGACGUCAGGGGUCAGACCGACCACAGCACGUCCAUACGAGCAGCUGGAGACUCCUAGGCCUUUUUCUGUCUCAUAUUAAGAACUGAAUGUGAAGUUUAUAGCUCGCUCGGGUGUACCUUUUAAGAAUUUUGUAAACUGUUUUGUCUGUCUUUUGUUACCGUUCUAUGGUGCCAAGUAUUCUACAUAAAACAAUAAUAUCAUGGGAGAAAUAAAAAUAGCUAGUCUGCUUCCGAUAGAAACUGCUUGUAACGUGGCCUGUGUAUAAAAAUAUCCAGAGAAACAAGCUGUGCGCGUCCUUGGACGCUGAACCUCUAACGACCUGUCGUAACCCUGCUGCACGUACUCGCUCCUGGCGCCCGGCAGAGCCGUGAGAGGUGGUCCCAGGGCCCGUGGAUGGAACACAAACGAAUGUUUAUUAACUCGCUCUAACACUACAGAACUCCCGGGCUGGGUGAAGGCGCUGGGGAGAAGCUUGCUGUAGAUAAAUCACAACCGGUGCAAGUGAGCUGGCGUCCACGUGCCCAACCUGUGUCCUUGACCGUACCGUCGGGGUCUGUGUCGCGCUGUGGUCGCCCUGCUCUGGCCGACUCACGGCGAUUCUGUGCAGCGGGGUUUCAGCUGUUGGUCACUCAGGAGGCCUUUGGAAAUGACCGCUCCGGUCCCUAAGCAAUAAAAUCGAUCGUGGUGAAAAUA